AGCGUUUUGCCAUUUCAUUUGAAAAAAUAAUACAUAUAUAACUAAAUGGUAUACAUUUCUGUACCAUUUCAUGCCACAGGAUGUUUCGACUCGGACUUCUAGCUCUUUUUCUUAUUUUUGUGUCAUUUGGUAAUGGACUUGCCGAUGAAAUCAGUGAGCGCAUCAAAGGGCCAGGAAUGGAAAAUACUUCCCCUGGAGAAUUCAAGUUUUUGGUAAAACUCAAGAACAAGAACACAAGCAAAUUGAUUGGUGCUGGCAUUUUGCUUAAGUCAAAAGUUGUGUUAAGCAUUGGUUACAACUACAUGGAUAUGAAGCCGGAAGACCUUGUAGUUGUCCUUGGAGAGCAUGACAGAAAGGACGACAGUUUCAGCCAGACUAUAGACGUGGAUACUAUAAAAGUUCACCCACAGUUGAUAAAGUCACUUGGAACAGUUGCUGAUGUUGCUUUAUUCAAACUGUCAAAGAGACCCAAAAUAGGCGAUAGCUACUUAGUUGAGACGUUCGGAUUAGAGAAUAUAAUCUCUUCCAAAAACAAGGAAAAGGAAAUUUUUGGUAACUCUGAAAAGUGCAUUGUUCCAGGCUACGGGCUUACAGAAUGGAAUGAAGAAACGGAAAAACUGCCGAGCAAAUUGAAGAAGUUUGUUCCACAGGUUAGACAACAGAAUGAAUGUGAAAAAUUUACCACAGACUAUAUGAAACAGACGUUUCUGUGCUCAAUUAAUGAUGACCUAACAGCAGUGUGUAUGUAUGAUGGUGGCACCCCUUUGCUAUGUAAGAAAGGCGGUAGGUUGAAGUUGUAUGGCUUGACAACGGCAGGGACCAAGUACUGUUCAGUGGGUUUGAGUGUCUUUACCAGGAUGUCACGUUAUUAUGGGUGGAUCAAACGCAAUGCAAACCUUCUUAAGUGAAGUGUUUGUCAUAGUUAGCAUCAACCUAUCAAUAAAUAUUUCCAAGGUUCAAAAUAAACCGUUUAGCAGCAUUUUUCCUUUUUUCUUUCAUUAUUUUAUGAAAUUAUUUUAUCGUUUGAUUGAGUAAAAAUAGCAUUCCCCA
Ruditapes philippinarum (Manila clam) is the source of this 1050-nucleotide messenger RNA. RefSeq names its product chymotrypsin B-like. Bases 81 to 908 code for a protein of 275 amino acids. The record is from RefSeq and is a predicted model, not a curated record. Gene Ontology annotation, biological process: proteolysis. Lineage: Eukaryota; Metazoa; Mollusca; Bivalvia; Venerida; Veneridae. Gene Ontology annotation, molecular function: serine-type endopeptidase activity. The transcript is spliced from 7 exons.